AAAGAGGCCACCUUUUUUUUGGUGGACUUUCUUUUUUUCGUCUUCGCAAUUAAUAAUGCGGCAAGUGCGCCUGAUAUUCAACUCGUUACUGUUCUUUUUCUUUUUUCCAUGGUUCAGAAAACGUUUAUUUGGUCCGCUAUUGUUGCCACACUUGGUUUGGCUGCCAAUGUGAUGGCAGAAGAAAGUGAUGUGUUGACCCUCACUCAAAAGAACUUUGCUACCGAAGUUCUUGAUAAGGACUUGAUGCUUGUCGAGUUCUUUGCUCCCUGGUGUGGCCACUGCCGUGCCUUGGCCCCCGAGUACGAGAAAGCGGCUACCGAACUCAAGGCCAAGGACAUUCCUAUCGCCAAGGUCGACUGUACCGAGAACCAGGAUCUCUGCCAAGAAUACGAAGUCCAAGGUUACCCUACGCUCAAGGUCUUCCGUAAAGGCGAGACCGCCGACUAUCAGGGACCAAGAAAAGCCGAUGGCAUUGUGAACUACAUGGUCAAGCAGUCGCUGCCUGCCCUUUCCGAAGUGGCUUCGGCCGAAAACUUGGCUGCAUUCAAGCAGUCGGACCGUGUAGUUGUUGUGGGUUACGCAAACGAUGCUGCUUCCAAAGCGGCUCUUGAGAAGAUCGCUUCCAGCCUUCGGGAGGAAUAUGUGUUUGGUAUCGUGUCGGAUGAAGCGUUGGCCAAAUCGGAGAACGUCGAAAAGUUCCCAUCGCUGGUGCUCUACAAACAGUUUGACGAAGGCCGUAACGACCGUGUGGGUGCUUUCGAUGAUCAGGAAGCCAUUGAACAGUUUAUCAAGGCCAACGCCAUGCCUUUGCUCGACGAUGUCAGCCCACAAAACUUCAAGUCGUACGUCGAUGCGGGCUUACCACUCGCCUUUAUCUUUACAGAAUCCAAGGAAGACUCCCAGAAAUUAACCGAAGUCUUCCUGCCAUUUGCUCAACAGUACAAGGGCAAAAUCAGCUUUGUCCGUAUCGAUGCCAACGAUUUUGGUCCUCACGCCAGAAAUGUCGGUUUGAAGGAAGGUCACUGGCCCGCUUUUGCCAUUCAGCAUCUGGAUGAUGCCUCUAAAUUCCCCUUGGACCAGUCCACCGAAUUGACCUCGGAAAACGUCAAGGAUUUCCUUGAAAAGUAUAUCAGUGGUGACAUGGAACCGGCCAUCAGUUCCCAAGACAUUCCCGCCACCAACGACGGACCGGUCAAGGUCGUGGUGGCCAAGCAGUUCAAUGAAAUUGUCCUUGACAAGUCCAAGGAUGUGUUCUUGGAAGUGUAUGCUCCGUGGUGCGGUCACUGCAAGAACUUGGCGCCCACGUGGGACCAGUUGGGUCAAAUGGCUAAGGAACAAACCGGUGGAGCGCUGGUCAUUGGUAAAAUGGAUGGUACCGAGAACGAUAUUCCCAAGGAAGGCGGAUUCACCGUGGCCGGAUUCCCGACUCUGAAAUUCUUCAAGGCAGAAACCAACGAGAUGAUUGAUUAUCACGGUGAUCGAUCGCUGGAUGAUCUGAUCCAAUUUAUCAAUCUUCACAGCUCCCAACCCAUCAGCCUGUCAUCCACUGCCGACCAAGACGCCACCAAGGAUGAUGCCGACCUCGAUCACGAUGAACUCUAGACUUAGUUUUAGAAGAAAAAAAGUAAUGCCCUGUAUUCUAUUUUAGAAACCUAUCCUAUCUUUCUAUAUCAUACGAGUAAAAACCGCUCCGAAAAUUGAAUUGUCAUGACC
Molecule: messenger RNA, 1713 nt
Organism: Radiomyces spectabilis
Lineage: Eukaryota; Fungi; Mucoromycota; Mucoromycetes; Mucorales; Radiomycetaceae
Product: thioredoxin-like protein
Exons: 1
Coding region: 109-1602 (497 amino acids)
Biological process (GO): response to endoplasmic reticulum stress; protein folding
Cellular component (GO): endoplasmic reticulum
Molecular function (GO): protein disulfide isomerase activity
Source: RefSeq, a predicted model, not a curated record